This is a messenger RNA of Arabis nemorensis, 924 nucleotides long. The record is from the annotation of a GenBank genome assembly. NCBI's taxonomy places the organism in Eukaryota, Viridiplantae, Streptophyta, Magnoliopsida, Brassicales, Brassicaceae.
AUGGGGAAGAAGCGGUUUGGUGUCGCGGUGGCUGUUGCAUUCUUAGCCUUGAUUCAUGUAUCUGUCUCAGUUCCUUUCAUAUUGAUUCAUGGAAUUUCAGCUGAAUGUUCUGAUCAUACAAAUUCUAACUUCCCACGGCUUCUCACUAACCUCUCUGGCUCUCCUGGCUUUUGCUUAGAAGUUGGAAAUGGAAAAAGCGAUUCAUGGCUCAUGCCGCUUACGAAACAAGCAGAAAUCGUGUGUGAGAAGGUGAAGCAAAUGGAAGUGUUACGUCAAGGAUACAACAUUGUUGCAAGAUCUCAGGGGAAUCUAGUGGCUCGAGGGCUGAUCGAGUUCUGCGAUGAUGCGCCUCCGGUUUACAAUUACAUAUCUUUAGCAGGUCCUCAUGCUGGAAUCUCCUCUGUUCCUUGGUGCGGUUCUGCUAUAUGGUGUGAGAAAGCAGCUAAACUGAUCGAGAAGGAUAUCUAUACCGAAUACGUUCAAGAUCAUCUAGCUCCUAGUGGUUAUAUAAAAAUCCCUAGUGCUAUCACAAAGUACCUGGAACAUUCAAAGUAUUUACCGAAGCUUAACAAUGAGAUACCAAGCCAAAGAAACGCAACUUACAAGAACCGUUUCUCAAGCUUACACAACUUGGUUCUUGUCAUGUUUGAGAACGAUACGGUAAUUGUUCCAAGAGAUUCGUCUUGGUUCGGUUUUUACCCGGAUGGUGGUGCAAAUCAACCACUUCUCUCUGUACAACAGACAAAGCUCUAUACAGAGGAUUGGAUCGGUCUGAAAACGUUGGAUGUUGCUGGUAAAGUGAAGUUUGUAAGCAUAUCUGGAGGACAUCUCCAAAUGGCAACUCGUGAUAUUGUCAAAUACGUUGUGCCUUAUCUCCAAAACCAACAAACGACCGCAAAAGGAAGGAACCAUUGUUGUUAUUAA